Messenger RNA from Plasmopara halstedii, 615 nucleotides. RefSeq lists its product as uncharacterized. Lineage: Eukaryota; Oomycota; Peronosporomycetes; Peronosporales; Peronosporaceae. The transcript has 3 exons. The record is from RefSeq and is a predicted model, not a curated record. Bases 1 to 615 code for a protein of 204 amino acids.
AUGGCUCGUCAGGUGGUUUCGGUUGUACGCUGCUUUGCAAAAAGAAAGCAUAACCAACGUGAUGAGCUCAAGACCAGCACAGGAUCAAGAUUAGCUCGAGCCAGUGCCGCAAGUUUUCGCAUGUCGAUGGACGAUGCCAAUGUUGGCGAUGAUGAGCCUGAAAGUGGUGACGAAGACAUUCUUAUUUCUCUUCCAACAUCGUGUAGAGCGUGGCGAGUGUAUCAUCGAGAGAAACGUGCGCAUGACUACACCAAGAGGAGAUUGGUGGCAACCUUUCAACGCGAGACUAAGCUUUUGAAGCUUGUUGCGAGUAUUGACGGACGGGUUGAAGUUGUAGAACGCACGGCAAUGGAAAUGGCGGAUCUGGAGGCUGCAAUGAUGAGAUUUGAGAUGAAGCUAGAUACUCAGGUACAAGAACUAGUGAUGCAAAACGACCUUAUACUCAAACUGGAAGCUUCGAAAGCUCAGUGUCAGUUUUACAAAGAGCGUCUGUAUGAAACAAAUGCUACUCUGUUAAAGUACAGAGGAGCUGAAGUUAGUGACGAAGGCAGCAGUGCUGGCAAUAAAUCGUCAGUUUGUCCAUGUCGACGCACGAAACCACGCAAACCAGCGUAA